Molecule: messenger RNA, 3127 nt
Organism: Nannospalax galili (Upper Galilee mountains blind mole rat)
Lineage: Eukaryota; Metazoa; Chordata; Mammalia; Rodentia; Spalacidae
Gene: Scamp5
Product: secretory carrier membrane protein 5
Exons: 7
Coding region: 174-881 (235 amino acids)
Biological process (GO): protein transport
Cellular component (GO): recycling endosome membrane; trans-Golgi network membrane
Source: RefSeq, a predicted model, not a curated record
GGGCGCGCGAGCCGGCCUCGGACACGCGCGCUUCCUCCCAGCCCCCAGUUCCGGAGCGGCUGGCGGCCGGCUCCGCGCCGCAUCACCGGGUGCAUCGCCAGGUCCUCCGUCGGGUGUCUCGCCAGUUCCGGACAAAGAGGUGUAAGCAGACUGCAGGACCGACCAGUACCAUCAUGGCAGAGAAAGUGAACAACUUCCCACCGUUGCCCAAAUUCAUUCCACUGAAGCCAUGUUUCUACCAAGACUUUGAGGCAGACAUCCCUCCCCAGCAUCUCAGCUUGACCAAACGCCUCUACUACCUCUGGAUGUUGAACAGCGUCACGCUGGCCGUGAACCUGGUGGGCUGUCUCGCGUGGCUGAUCGGAGGCGGAGGAGCCACCAACUUUGGCCUCGCCUUUCUCUGGCUCAUCCUCUUCACACCCUGCUCCUAUGUCUGCUGGUUUCGGCCCAUUUACAAGGCCUUCAAGACGGACAGCUCCUUCAGCUUCAUGGCAUUCUUCUUUACCUUCAUGGCCCAGUUGGUCAUCAGCAUCAUUCAGGCUGUGGGAAUUCCAGGCUGGGGUGUCUGCGGCUGGAUCGCCACCAUCUCCUUUUUUGGGACAAACAUUGGUUCAGCAGUGGUGAUGCUCAUUCCCACAGUCAUGUUCACAGUUGUGGCUGUCUUUUCCUUCAUCGCCCUCAGCAUGGUUCAUAAAUUCUACCGGGGCAGUGGAGGGAGUUUCAGCAAAGCUCAGGAGGAGUGGACCACUGGGGCGUGGAAGAACCCGCAUGUGCAGCAGGCAGCCCAGAAUGCAGCCAUGGGGGCAGCACAGGGUGCCAUGAAUCAGCCGCAGACUCAGUAUUCUGCCACCCCUAACUACACAUACUCCAAUGAGAUGUGAGCCAGCCAAGCCUACCAGGAGGCAGGGCUGGGGCCAGUGUAUAUGUAUGUAUAUAUGUAUAUGUUUAUCCCCCGCCCCUACCUUCUGGGUCCUGCUCUCAGCACUCUGAGAGCUGUGGGCUGCACGAGGAGCCGGCCCAUGCAUUGGUAGCUAUGUCCAUGUCCCCUUGUAAAAUAACAUGCAGUGGAAGUCUCUUGUUGUGGUGCUAGAUGUAUGUUUAGAACUAAACCAGCCCCCCACCCUCCACCAGGCUGCCCCCUUUGACCCUGGCCCAGGGAUUUCUCAUGGGGCGGGGGGAGGCAUAGCAGUGAGCCUGGUUACCUGUGCAGGGUUAUGAGCUGAAGCUGUUUCUGCCUUUGGUCCUACUGGAAAGCAACAAUAUUGAGCACUCAUGUGGCAGAUGGGAGGGUGAGACAGACAAGGGACAUUUUCUUGCUCGAAAUCUGUCUGGGACUCCCCUUCAACCUCUUCCUCCCCUUGCUUCCUUCCUGCUGUCAGAUUCCUUGUACUCUCUCCCUUCACCCAGGAUCUCUUUCUCCUCUCCACAUAGCUUUUCUUUGUCUUCCCAAGGCUAAAUGACCCACUUAUAUCUGCUUCUAAGACUGAGCCCAGGUUCCCAGAUCUGAUCUGAUUUCCAGUUCAAGGAAGCCCACAUGGGAGAUGAGCCAGCCCUGAUGUGGGAGGGGCAUGCAGCUGGAGAUGCAGAGCCCAUUUUUGUACUUGACUCCCAGGGAAUGGAAAUGCAGGACUGGUCUCUGGUUCUAAAAGCCUGCCCUGCAGAGACAGGCUUCUGUUUUUCCCUCCCCCCCCACUCGCCUCUUCUCCCCAGAUCCACCUUUAGCUAUUCUGCCUUUUCUGAGGAGCUAGGUUGUAUUAGACAGUUGUCAGGUGUAAAGGCACUACUGAACAGUGGGCAUAGAAAUUACUAAUCUGUGGAAAAGGGCUUCUGGGUAUCCCUGAGUGACCAUUGGAUUCCUGGGAGGAGUAGCUGUUCUAUUUGGAUGUGGCAGAAAAGGAUGGUGCUCAGAGGGCCAGUCUGAAGGGAGGUCAGAAGAGAAGGAAAACGGCCCAAUGAGAGGGGAGCUCACCUCCUAGCCCCACUAGUCCUUGACUAUAGGACAGUUUCUAGGGAGAUGCUCCCAAGCCCAUUUUGUAAGCACAGUGGCCUGAAUGGAUUCCUGGUUGGCAGCGAGGGAAAGAGGGACAAUUCUGGCUUUAGUUUUUAAUUUAGUGGUUUUUGCCCACCCCCACCUUCAUCUCCCUGUUAAAAAGAACUACAGGACUUGGUUCCUGGCCUUUCCUUUCCCUCUUCCCCUUCAGGACAGUUAUCUCAGUUCCUGGGACUGUUCUUUUCCAAGCAGUGGUGAACACUACUGGUAGGGGCUCCAGCUCUGUGUGAGGCCCGAGGUGAGUGGGUCUUACCCAAGGAGUGGAAGCUGUUUUGUUUCUUAUCCUCUUUCCAACAGAAGCCCACCUAGGCUAGGUAGACUGAAAAAUGAGACCAUACUCUGCCAUAUCAAACUGGCUUCACCUUAGAACCUAACACCUGGAAUUUCAGGCCACCUUGUGCUUUGAUCUCCAGCUUCUUUCUUAUAAGAGAAGCCAGGAGUCUGGAAAGUUCCUUUCCUAAUGGUCUCUUAGGCUUAGUUGAUUCCUCUACCAUUUUUAUUUUCUGAAGAGCAGUUGUCAUAGCCCCUGGUAUCCUAAAAGACCCCUUCCUCUCCUUCCUUUCUCUUGCCCCCAGACUUCUGGCUCCCUGUCUCUUAGUACCUCUGGUAGUUCCAGGAGGGCUGUGAUCUAGCUGCCAGCCUAGCAUCCAUGAUCUGUUGGAUGCUACCUCCAAUCAGUUUCCUGUCCUACCUGCCUUUCCUCUCUCCUGGCUCAUACCUAUUGGCCAUGCCUGGCGCUGCCCCUGGAAAAGCCUGUUAACCAGUGUCUGGCCCAGCUGUUCAGGCCCUGGAAUGCUGCAUCUCCAGGCAACUAUGCACUUUCCUGGGGAAGGAACCAGGAUGAAAUGGGGUUGGGCACAGAUGGUUUGACUUGGGGGUGGGAGGAGAGUCCAGCAAUUUUGGGAUCCCUGGUCUGCGGCCAGCCAGUGACCUGCUUUUGCAUUCUCCUGGUGCCCACUGCCCCUUGUUUCUGAGAGACACAAACCAUUCCCUAGCUGGCAGUUCACCUGCCUGAGUCAAUGUGUCUAUUUGUAGUAACUGGAUGAACUAUAAUAAAGGGGAACAUUUGACCCUGUC